Molecule: messenger RNA, 3018 nt
Organism: Oldenlandia corymbosa var. corymbosa
Lineage: Eukaryota; Viridiplantae; Streptophyta; Magnoliopsida; Gentianales; Rubiaceae
Source: the annotation of a GenBank genome assembly
CAUGUAUUAAUAUUUUACAAUCAGAAUGCAUAUUAUAAGUAUCAGGUGGACCAAAAAGGUAAGAAAAAUUAAGUGGAACAGAAAGUAUGAUGUGAAAGCAACUCACAAAGUAGGCGGUGAUUGGAAUUGCAUGUGAUCAAAUGUUUUCUCUUCCUUAUAAGGUCUUCAACUCAACCAGCUCCACCAUCAUCAGUUUCCCUCACCUUUGGACUCAGAUUGAUCAGUAGCUUUCAGCUCUGCAAUGAAGACAACUCUGUUUCCCACAAAUUCUUCGUGGUAUGUAUGCAACAUGUUUGUGGUUUGUUGUUCAUGAACUUCAGUUCAUCCUAUGAACCAAUCAAGUUUCAAUCUUUAUCCAAUUUUCCAGUGUUUUCUGACAUGGGGAGUUCUAUUCAAAUAAUGGGUUUGUUGAAUUUCGUCACAAUUCCUAUUAGUCCUCCUCUUAUGGAUCAGUAAGGUUUUUUUUUUCUUUUUUCUUUUUUCCGUACAGAUCCCACAUCUGUAUUGUGCUUUUGGUAGUUGCUCUUGGAUUUUGUCUCCUUAAUUAGUACUUCUAUCAACCAUCCGUGCUGUGCUUGCCUACUCUUUUCUUUGAUCAGUCCAAAUUGUAAUAUGGAUAUGGCUGCCAAAUUUCUUGUGCUGCAUUUCUUCUGUAUCUCUGCAUCAAUAUAUGCUGUGUCUUCACUGAAUUCGGAUGGUGAAACUUUAUUGUCACUGCUCAGACAUUGGGAUUUUGUUCCCCCUUCUAUCAAAUUCAGCUGGAAUGCUUCCCAUUCCACUCCUUGCCUUUGGGAUGGAGUGGAAUGUGAGGCUGAGUUUGUGGUUGGUUUGAACCUGACUGAGUACCACAUUUCGGGUCAGCUCGGACACGAAAUUGGAAACUUGAGACACUUGAGAUCACUCACCUUAGACAACAAUAGCUUCUUUGGGCCAAUUCCUGCUGAAUUAGGAAACUGCACUCAGCUUCAAGAGUUGUCCUUGUUCGUAAACGGCUUCACUGGAGAGAUUCCACAGAGCAUUGCAAACUUGCGGAAUUUGGAAUAUUUAGAUUUUUCUGGGAACAAUCUUCAUGGUAAUCUGCCUCAUUGGAUCUGCGGAUUGGAGAAAUUGGGGACUCUUACUUUCGGUCAAAACAAGCUCACGGGUUUAGUUCCAGACUGUUUCUGGAAUAUGAGCAAACUCGAGUUUUUGAUCCUGCAAGACAAUGGCUUUCACGGGAUGCUUCCAACUAGUUUUGGAAAUGGCUCGAAUAUGUUUUUGCUAUUUCUUGACGGCAAUAAGUUUGAAGGAUCAUUGUCUUCCUCUUUCUGCAAAUUGGAGGAAUUGCAGUGGCUUAUUGUGGCUAACAACAGAUUGACGGGUACAGUUCCUGAGUGCUAUUGGAAUAUGAGCACACUCUUAAACUUUGACUUGGGACAGAAUGCCUUUCAUGGGAUGAUUCCAACAAACUUUCCAAAUGCCAUUCCUUUGUCAAUCAUUGCACUAAAUGACAAUCAAUUUGAAGGUCCAUUGCCUCCUUCCCUUUGCAAAUUGGAUAACUUGAAGCAUCUUCUAUUGCGGCGCAACAAUUUGACCGGUACAAUUCCUGACUGUUUGGGAAAGAAACUCGUAUGGUUGGACUUGCGAAACAAUGGCUUCCAUGGAAUGAUUCCUUCAAGUCUUCAGAAGAGCAAUAAUUUGACGUUACUAGCGCUAAGUGGAAAUCAAUUUGGAGGGCCAGUGCCUUCUUCUCUGUGCACUAUGCAGAGCUUGAAGAUUCUUCUUUUCUCUAAGAACAAUUUGGCAGGUACAAUCCCUGGCUGUUUUGGAAACAUGAGAAAUCUCACAGCCUUGGAUUUGCGAAAGAAUAACCUUCAUGGGAUGAUUCCAAACUUUCCAAAAGGCAACAUUUUGAGCUUCAUUGGUCUAAGCAACAAUCAACUAGAAGGUCCUUUGCCGAAAUCUCUGCUCAACUGUACCAGUUUGGAAAUCUUAGACAUAGGACACAACUAUAUAAAUGAUACUUUUCCAGCAUGGCUAGGAGCCCUCCCGGAGCUUGCUGUUCUUGUAAUGAAAAGGAAUUACUUCCAUGGUACACUUGGUACUAUUUCAGAUACAACAUUCAAGAAGUUGCGAAUUCUUGACAUAUCAUAUAAUCAGUUUGGUGGCUUUCUACCGGCAGAAAUGAUGAAUUCUUUUCAAGCUAUGAGGAAGAAUGACAAUCUAACGCAGUUAGGCACAGGCGUGCAUCCGUAUUAUGAAGAUUCGGUAACUUUACAGAUGAAGGGGCUUGAGCUUGAGGUACAGUGGGUCUUAGAUGUUCUUACCGCCAUCGAUUUCUCAGGAAAUCAUUUCCAAGGAAGCAUUCCACAAUCAAUUGGGGAGCUGAGUGGCCUCAAACUGCUAAACUUUUCGCAUAACCAAUUUGACGGCCUAAUCCCAUCAUCAGUUGGGAACUUGUCUGUGCUGGAAUCAUUAGACCUUUCGUGGAACCAGCUCGUGGGUAACAUUCCUGAGGAACUAGCAAACCUGAAUUUCCUUCAAGCCUUGAACCUUUCUCAUAACCGACUGGUGGGAAGGAUCCCAAAAGGUCGACAACUUAACACGUUUGAUAGUGAUUCGUAUGGUGGAAAUCCGGGUUUAUGUGGUUUCCCACUUGGAGACUGUGGAGAAUCAUCCAGGGGGUCACAACAACCAAAUCAGAGUAAUCGGCAAGCAAAUGACCAUGGGGACAUAAUGGAUGGACUUACCAAGGAAUCAGUGCUGUUGGGGUUUUGUUGUGGUACGAUUCUUGGAUUGUUAAUGGGAAGUCUAAUGUUUUAUACUCAGAAGCCAAAAUGGUUUGAUGCAUUUUUGGCACGUAUGUACAUAAACAUUCGGUCUAGGAAAUAAGGGUAUAAAGAAACUCCUGUUUCUGGUGAAUACCAUGGUGGGUAUCAUACAUUUUCUUUUUUCGUUGUUUUCUUUCAAUCAUAAAUCAAUGCAUUACAUUUUCUCUCUCUUUUUUUUUGUUGGUCAUAGGAAUUUUGAUCAUUAAAC